UAAAGCACAGACUUGCUGAACAGUUGAAAUUUUAAAUUGAAGACGAGCGCACGCUUUUUGCAAAAUGUUUAAUAAGCUAAUCGAUAUUUUGAACAGACCAAAUGCGGAUCCUGUUGGCGCAACAUAUCCACUAAUGGGCUCUGCCUGGCCGAUGACACUUAUACUUAUAUCCUAUAUGUAUUUUGUGCUAAAGUGCGGCAAAUUAUUUAUGGCAAAGCGUGAGGCGUACAAGCUAAAAACAGUGCUCAUGGUCUAUAAUGUAUACAAUGCAAUGGUAUUCGCCUAUAUAUUUUAUCAUAUGUUUAUUGAACCCAAGUAUGACUUUCGCUGCAUGGAGACUAUGCAGCUGGAUGAUCCGCAUAAAAAUGUGGAGCGUUAUAUAAGCUAUGCUUACUAUAUAAAUAAGGUGAUCGAUCUGCUGGACACGGUGUUCUUUGUGCUGCGCAAGAGCUACAAGCAGAUAACAUUUCUGCAUGUUUAUCAUCAUGCGAUGAUGGUUUUUGCUGUGUAUUGGGUAUCGCGACUCUAUGGCUUUGGUGCUCAGUUUGCAGUAUUGGGAUUGCUCAACUCAUUUGUGCAUGCUAUAAUGUACUACUAUUACUUUAUAUCCGCCAUGUAUCCCAGCCUGAAGCAGAGCAUUUGGUGGAAGCAAUACAUAACCAUAACGCAGCUGCUGCAAUUUGUAUUGAUAGGAGCGCAGUGCUUGUGGAUUUUGGUUUACAAUCAGCAGUGCAAGUUUCCCAAGCUGCUGCAGUUCGGUUUGCUUAUACAGAGCGUUACGUUUAUAAUUAUGUUUAGUAAUUUCUAUUAUCACACCUAUGUAAAGCCAAAGCCUAAAGUGAAAUAAAUGUAGUGUUUUGCAGCUUACACAAUAAUUUAA
Drosophila busckii is the source of this 880-nucleotide messenger RNA. RefSeq names its product elongation of very long chain fatty acids protein F-like. Bases 65 to 847 code for a protein of 260 amino acids. Gene Ontology annotation, biological process: fatty acid elongation, saturated fatty acid; very long-chain fatty acid biosynthetic process; fatty acid elongation, monounsaturated fatty acid. NCBI's taxonomy places the organism in Eukaryota, Metazoa, Arthropoda, Insecta, Diptera, Drosophilidae. The record is from RefSeq and is a predicted model, not a curated record. Gene Ontology annotation, molecular function: fatty acid elongase activity. Gene Ontology annotation, cellular component: endoplasmic reticulum membrane. The transcript has 3 exons.